Messenger RNA from Aspergillus puulaauensis, 1134 nucleotides. Its product is annotated as polysaccharide lyase family 1 protein. The transcript has 5 exons. Lineage: Eukaryota; Fungi; Ascomycota; Eurotiomycetes; Eurotiales; Aspergillaceae. Gene Ontology annotation, molecular function: pectate lyase activity. Bases 1 to 1134 code for a protein of 377 amino acids. The record is from RefSeq and is a predicted model, not a curated record.
AUGAGGCUUAGUGCAUUCAUUCUGCUGGCUGUUGCUACCUGCACCAGCGCCGCUGGGGUUACAGGAGCUGCGGAGGGCUUUGCAAAGGGCGUUACUGGUGGAGGUAGUGCGACUCCAGUGUAUCCAGAGACCACUGCCGAGUUGGUUUCGUAUCUUGGAGAUAGCUCAGCGCGAGUAAUUAUCUUAACCAAGACUUUCGACUUCACCGGCACUGAAGGCACUACAACAGAGAAUGGAUGCGCACCGUGGGGCACUGGAUCUGCUUGUCAACUUGCGAUUAAUAAGAAUGACUGGUGUACGAACUAUCAACCAGAUGCCCCGACGGCUUCCGUUACUUACGACAAUGCCGGAGUGCUGGGCAUUACAGUCAAAUCCAACAAAAGCCUUGUAGGCCAAGGCUCCAGCGGUGUUAUCAAGGGCAAAGGUCUUCGGAUUGUGAGCGGUGCAAGCAACGUCAUUAUCCAAAACGUUGCAAUCACAGACCUCAACCCCAAAUAUGUCUGGGGCGGAGACGCAAUCACCCUCAACGAUGCCGACCUGGUCUGGAUCGACCAUGUCACGACCGCGCGCAUUGGCCGCCAGCAUCUUGUCUUGGGAACGAGCGCCUCGAACAGAGUGACGGUUUCUAAUUCCUACUUCGACGGCACCACUUCGUACUCCGCCACCUGCGAUGGGUACCACUACUGGGGCAUCUACUUGGACGGCUCAAACGACCUGGUUACCCUGAAGGGGAACUAUAUCUACCACAUGAGCGGUCGUAGCCCUAAGGUCGCUGCGAAUACCCUUCUUCACGCGGUAAACAACUACUGGUACGACUCCUCCGGCCACGCAUUCGAGAUCGACUCUGGCGGCUACGUGCUCGCAGAAGGCAACGUGUUCCAGAACAUCCCCACGGUCGUAGAAUCCCCCGUCAGCGGCCAGCUGUUUACCUCGCCGAAUUCAAACACGAAUCAAGUCUGCUCAACGUACCUGGGCCAUACAUGCCAAGUCAACGGAUUCGGCAGCUCGGGCACAUUCAGCCAGGCGGAUACGGGCUUUUUGGUGAAUUUCCAGGGAAAGAACAUUGCCAGUGCAGAGGCAUAUACUGUUGCGCAGAGCAAUGUCCCGUCGAAUGCGGGGCAGGGGAAAUUGUGA